GGCGAUUCACUCAGUCUCUGCUGCCUUUUGCCACCGCUUCUCCGGCGUCUGCUCGCCGUUCCUUCCUCAGCAGGAAUGAUAACUUGGGUGAACGUGAAUGAAUAAAGCCACUUCUGCAAAUGUAGGGCAGAAGGCCAAUGAUGCAAACAGUAUGGCCCUAAUGAACGGACAGACCAGUAAUAUUAAUAUUGUAGCUACUGCUUCAGAGAAGAGUAGCAGCUCAGAAUCAUUGAGUGACAAAGGUUCUACUGAAUUGAAGAAAAGUUUUGAUGCAGUAGUUUUUGAUGUUCUGAAAGUUACACCUGAGGAAUAUGCAGGCCAGAUUACACUCAUGGAUAUUCCUGUAUUUAAAGCUAUUCAACCAGAGGAACUGUCAAGCUGUGGUUGGAAUAAAAAGGAAAAAUAUAGUUCAGCACCAAAUGCAGUUGCUUUUACAAGAAGAUUCAACCAUGUAAGUUUUUGGGUUGUUAGAGAGAUUCUUCAUGCACAGACAUUGAAAAUAAGAGCUGAAGUCCUAAGCCACUAUAUCAAAACUGCUAAGAAACUUUAUGAACUAAAUAAUUUACAUGCUCUUAUGGCUGUGGUUUCUGGAUUGCAAAGUGCCCCCAUCUUCAGGUUGACUAAAACAUGGGCGUUACUGAGCCGAAAAGACAAGGCUUCUUUUGACAAACUGGAAUACGUAAUGAGCAAAGAGGACAAUUAUAAAAGACUUAGAGACUAUAUUAGUAGCUUGAAGAUGACUCCUUGUAUUCCUUAUUUAGGUAUUUAUCUCUCAGACUUGACAUAUAUUGACUCAGCAUAUCCAUCAACAGGAAGUAUUCUGGAAAAUGAGCAGAGAUCAAACUUAAUGAAUAAUAUUCUUAGAAUAAUUUCAGACUUACAGCAAUCUUGUGAAUAUGAUAUUCCUGUGUUGCCUCAUGUUCAAAAGUACCUGAAUUCUGUUCAGUAUAUAGAGGAACUUCAGAAGUUUGUGGAAGAUGAUAAUUAUAAACUUUCAUUAAAAAUAGAACCUGGGACCAGUACCUCACGCCCCACUGCAUCUCAUGAAGAUUUAGUUGGCCCUGAAGUGGGUGUUUCUCCCCAAAUGGUGCGAAAGAAUGCUACUGCUGAAGGAGCAUUGCUACCACCAACUCCUCCAUCUCCUAGAAACCUGAUGCCUCAUGGGCAUAGAAAAUGUCACAGUUUGGGAUACAAUUUCAUUCAUAAAAUGAACACAGCAGAAUUUAAAAGUGCAACAUUCCCAAAUGCAGGACCAAGGCAUCUUUUAGAUGAUAGUGUCAUGGAACCACAUGCUCCAUUACGGGGGCAAGCAGAGAGCUCCACUCUUUCCAGUGGAAUUUCAAUAGGUAGCAGUGAUGGUUCAGAGCUCAGUGAAGAAACUUCAUGGCCAGCAUUUGAAAGGAACAGAUUAUACCAUUCUCUUGGUCCGGUGACAAGAAUAGCACGAAAUGGCUAUUGGAGCCACAUGAAGGGCAGCAGUUCUGCAGAAUCUGAAGAUUUAGCUGUUCAUUUAUAUCCAGGAGCUGUUACUAUUCAAGGGGUUCUUAGAAGAAAAACUUUGUUGAAAGAGGGGAAGAAACCAACAGUCGCUUCUUGGACCAAAUACUGGGUGGCUCUGUGUGGAGCACAGCUUUUCUACUAUGCUGCAAAGUCUUUAAAGGCUACAGAGAGAAAACAUUUCAAAUCUACACCAAGUAAGAAUGUGUCAGUAGUGGGUUGGAUGGUUAUGAUGGCUGAUGAUCCAGAUCAUCCGGAUCUUUUCCUACUCACAGAUUCCGAAAAAGGGAAUUCGUACAAGUUUCAAGCUGGUAACAGAAUGAAUGCAAUGCUGUGGUUCAAGCAUCUAAGUGCUGCCUGCCAAAGCAACAGACAACAGGUUCCUGCCAAUUUGAUGACUUUUGAGUGA
Protobothrops mucrosquamatus (brown spotted pit viper) is the source of this 1906-nucleotide messenger RNA. RefSeq names its product Ral GEF with PH domain and SH3 binding motif 2 (gene RALGPS2). The transcript is spliced from 20 exons. Gene Ontology annotation, molecular function: guanyl-nucleotide exchange factor activity. Gene Ontology annotation, biological process: Ras protein signal transduction; positive regulation of GTPase activity. The record is from RefSeq and is a predicted model, not a curated record. NCBI's taxonomy places the organism in Eukaryota, Metazoa, Chordata, Lepidosauria, Squamata, Viperidae. Gene Ontology annotation, cellular component: plasma membrane. Bases 98 to 1906 code for a protein of 602 amino acids.